Messenger RNA from Caenorhabditis bovis, 1353 nucleotides. The record is from the annotation of a GenBank genome assembly. NCBI's taxonomy places the organism in Eukaryota, Metazoa, Nematoda, Chromadorea, Rhabditida, Rhabditidae.
AUGUCGCACGGUCAUAGUCAUGACGGAGCUCCAUGUGGAGGACAUCACGAUGACGAUGGUGCUGGAGGUAGUAGACCAUCUGUGCAUGAUUUCCAAGCGUUGAUGGAACAAUUGCGCGCUGCUGGUGUUGAUGUUUCAACUCUUCAAAACGUUACGAGUGCUCCGCGCGAUGUCGAAGAAGCUCGUUCGAAGAAAUACCAAUUUUGGAGCACGCAACCGGUGCCAAGCAUCGAUGAGCUCGUUCCGGAAGACGUGAAUACCGCGAUUGAGCCGGACAUCCCGAAAGAUAAGGUUCGACAGGAGCCGUAUUCGCUUCCACAAGGUUUCAAGUGGACCAAUGUGGACUUGAAUGAUGAAAAACAACUUCACGAGCUUUAUACUCUCCUCACUGAGAACUAUGUCGAGGAUGAUGAUGCGAUGUUCCGUUUUGAUUAUUCGGCCGACUUCCUCAAAUGGGCUCUUCAAGUCCCUGGAUUUUUGCCGCAAUGGCAUUGCGGUGUUCGUGGUGAUUCCAGCGGGCGUCUUCUUGCUUUCAUCGGAGCGAUUCCGCAAAAAAUUCGGGUUUAUGAGAAAACCGUUCAAAUGGUAGAAAUCAAUUUCCUUUGUGUUCACAAGAAAUUGAGAUCAAAGCGUGUCACUCCUGUUCUCAUCCGAGAAAUUACUCGUCGGGUCAAUCAGCAGGGCAUCUUCCAAGCUGCCUUCACUGCUGGAAUCGUCAUCCCAAAACCGGUAGCAAUUUGCCGCUACUACCAUCGUUCGCUCAAUCCAAAGAAGUUGAUUGAAGUUCGUUUCUCGCAUUUGUCCAACAAAAUGACGAUGGCGCGAACGAUCAAGCUUUACAAGUUGCCUGACGAGCCGAUGACGCCGGGACUCCGAAAAAUGGUCGAAAGCGAUGUUCCAAUUGUUUGCAAGAUUCUUGCAAAAAGUUUGGAACAAUUUUCAUUGGCACCGAUUUUUGAUACCAACGAGGAGGUUAGCCACAUGCUUCUCCCACGCGAUGGAGUCGUUUAUACUUAUGUCGUCCAGUCGAAAAAUGGAAAAAUCACUGAUAUGGUCUCAUUCUAUUCUUUGCCAUCAACUGUUAUGGGUCAUGCGAAUCAUAGCAAGAUCAAUGCUGCUUAUUUGUACUACUAUGUCAACGAAACUGUGCCACUUAAGCAGCUCAUAAAUGAUGCUCUCAUCAUGGCGAACAAGGAAAAGUUCGAUGUUUUCAACGCGUUAGACCUCAUGCAUAAUGAGGAAGUUUUCAAAGAUCUCAAAUUCGGUAUUGGCGAUGGAAACUUGCAAUAUUAUCUUUACAAUUGGAAAUGUGCUGACAUGAAGCCGAAACAAAUUGGACUUGUUCUUCAAUAA